UAAAAAGUUUUUAUGAAUAUAAAGUAGUGAGGUAGUUUUCUAGAGCUCACAUCUGACUAAAUCCUAGACCGAAUUCUCGCAUGGCAUCCCCGCGCGCCGGAUCGAUAGCUCGGGACCUGUCGCUUGGAAGCUGGACAUUCGUUAUCGGGAAGAGGAAUCUUCAGUGACAGUCUUUUCGGGAGAAAAGGUAAAUCGCAGUAAAGUCUUCAGCUUAGAGAGUUGACUGCAGCUCGCACCAUGUGUCCGCACAAGGUCGAAGUGGUGAAGGACAAGUUCGACUUGCGGAGCUGGCAGCUGGUGGCGCAGCGCCAGGACCUCAUCGAGCGCUGCUUGACGUCGCUGGGUCACUCGUGCCGCUGCGUGGACGCCUACUGCCGCCAGCCGUCAUGCCCCAAGAUGAAGCGAGUGGUCAUCCACACCACCAUUUGCCGGCGCAAGAACAAGGGCACUUGCCCGGUGUGCAAGCAGCUCAUUGCUCUGUGCUGCCAUCAUGCCAGGAACUGCCGGGAGAACCGUUGCCCGGUGCCCUUCUGCACCGCGGUGAAGAACAGGCUGCGUACGAACACCAUUCUGCGCGCCCGUGCCGCUGUCCGCCAGGUGCUUCCCGCUGAUGAGGAGAUUGAUGAAAUAGAAGUGAACAUCCAGAGCGGCGUGUCUGGCUGGCGCGUGGUGCGCGUAGUAUCGAGCCCUAGCCGCCUGGAAGCUCAAGAGGGCGGGGCGCAAGCCGCCGUGCGCCAGCUCAACGGCGCCGAAGCCAUGGAGGAGGACCUGGCCGACAACAACAACGUCGGUGACAAUCCCAUGGACGCCAUGGCAAACAAAGCCCCCGUCGACGACGACUCGGAGUCAACCAUGUCCGAGUAAACAUGCACCCCCUCCCUCUCGCAUGUCCCCCCCAACCCCUCCGUCUAUCCCCUGUUAUCGAUGUUGUAGGCGACCCCGCCGAUCGGUGUUUAAUUGAUGUUCAUGUUUAGAAACUAGAAUGUGUACGAAUUUAUGUCUAAAUGUUUAUCUGUUGACGAAUAUUGCCAAAGUUUAAAUUUACCUCAAAAAAUGUUUCGGAAUAUGUGUUAUAUGUAUCCGCAAUCGAAUUACACCUUUUGGAUUUUAUUGUACCUACUCUAUAAUAAAAAUUAUCUAUCUUA
This is a messenger RNA of Ostrinia furnacalis (Asian corn borer), 1145 nucleotides long. RefSeq names its product protein cbp-1-like. The record is from RefSeq and is a predicted model, not a curated record. Gene Ontology annotation, biological process: positive regulation of transcription by RNA polymerase II. The coding region runs from base 238 to 864 and encodes 208 amino acids. The transcript has 5 exons. Gene Ontology annotation, cellular component: transcription regulator complex; histone acetyltransferase complex. Gene Ontology annotation, molecular function: histone acetyltransferase activity; transcription coactivator activity; chromatin DNA binding. NCBI's taxonomy places the organism in Eukaryota, Metazoa, Arthropoda, Insecta, Lepidoptera, Crambidae.